Messenger RNA from Peromyscus californicus insignis, 1320 nucleotides. RefSeq names its product cytochrome P450 2C70-like. Lineage: Eukaryota; Metazoa; Chordata; Mammalia; Rodentia; Cricetidae. Bases 1 to 1320 code for a protein of 439 amino acids. Gene Ontology annotation, biological process: xenobiotic metabolic process. Gene Ontology annotation, cellular component: intracellular membrane-bounded organelle; cytoplasm. The transcript is spliced from 8 exons. The record is from RefSeq and is a predicted model, not a curated record. Gene Ontology annotation, molecular function: iron ion binding; heme binding; oxidoreductase activity, acting on paired donors, with incorporation or reduction of molecular oxygen, reduced flavin or flavoprotein as one donor, and incorporation of one atom of oxygen.
AUGACUCUCUUCAUAAUCUUGGGGAUUUGCCUUUCUUGUUUGAGUCUUCUUUUCCUAUGGAAUCAGCACCAUGGCAAAGGGAAGCUCCCACCUGGACCCACUCCUUUUCCAGUUGUUGGAAAUAUUUUGCAAAUGGAUAUUAAAAAUAUCAUCAAGUCUCUGAACAUGCUAGCGGAAGAGUAUGACCCUGUAUUCACCGUGUAUCUGGGCAUGAAGCCCACAGUGGUGCUGCAUGGAUAUGAAGUACUGAAGGAAGCUCUGAUUGACCGGGGAGAUGAGUUUUCUGGCAAAAUGCAAUCAUCGUUACUCAGUAAAGUCAGGCAAGGGUUAGGAAUCAUUUUCAGCAAUGGAGAAAUAUGGAAGCAAACACGGCGUUUCUCCCUCACAGUCUUACGGUCUAUGGGGAUGGGAAAGAAAACUAUUGAAGACCGAAUUAAGCAGGAAGCACUUUGUCUGGUGAAAGCAUUGAGAAAAACCAAUGGGUCUCCCUGUGACCCAAACUUCCUUCUGGCCUGUGUUCCCUGCAAUGUGAUCUGUGCUGUCAUUUUCCAGCAUCGUUUUGACUAUAAUGAUGACACUUUCAGAGGCUUCAUGAAGAAUUUUCAAAGAAAUACUGAAAUUUUAAAUUCUCCUUGGAUUCAGCUGUGCUGUGCAUACCCUGUUUUAUACCAUCUCCCAGGAAUCCAUAAUAAAUACUUUAAAAUUUGUACUGAAAUAAAAGAGUUCAUUUUGAAGGAAAUAAAAAGGCAUCAAGAAACUCUGAACCUCAGUAGCCCUCGUGACUUUAUUGACCACUUCCUGAUUAAAAUGGAAAAGGAUCAAAAUUCUGAAUUUACUAUUGAAAACCUGGCCAUCACCAUAUUUGAUCUAUUUUCUGCAGGAACAGAGACAAUGAGUACCACAAUGAAAUAUGGGCUUUUGUUCCUGCUGAAGCACCCAGAGGUCACAGCUAAAAUUCAGGAAGAAAUUGAACAAGUGAUUGGCAGACAUCAGAGCCCUUGUAUGCAGGACAAGAACCACAUGCCCUACACAAAUGCUGUGCUGCAUGAGAUUCAGAGAUGCAUCGAUCUUGUUCCCAUUCCCUUGCCUCGUGAAACAACACAGGAUGUGGAGUUCAGAGGAUACCACAUUCCCAAGGGCACAAGUGUAAUAACCUGUCUGACUUCUGCCCUGAAUGAUAACAAAGAAUUUCCCCACCCAGAGAAGUUUGACCCUGGCCACUUUCUAGAUGAGAGAGGCAAUUUCAAGAAGAGUGACUACUUCAUGGCUUUCUCAGCAGGCAAGCAAACUUUGUUUCCACGUGUGUUAGGGCCCAGGUGA